Labrus bergylta (ballan wrasse) is the source of this 4219-nucleotide messenger RNA. The record is from RefSeq and is a predicted model, not a curated record. NCBI's taxonomy places the organism in Eukaryota, Metazoa, Chordata, Actinopteri, Labriformes, Labridae.
UUGACAGAGAUUGACACGAGUUGACCCAGUGCAAAAACCUGAAUACGAGAAAGCUGAUUUUUGGCGAAAGCUAACACAUCUUGUGGAGAACAAACUUUACUUUGGUGGAUUACUUCUGACAAGUGGAUAAUUUAUUUUAUCACUUUAAGAAAAACAUCUGGAGAGAUGGCUCUUCGUUGGACGACAUCGCCGGCCCGUGAGGACCACCUGCUGACCGGAGCUGACCUUUCUGACAUCCACGACGAAAGCAGCUCCCUCCACGCAGACGACCUCCCUGGACGUGCCGAGGAUCUCCUGCAGCGGAUCAGAGCCCUCAACACUGACCUCCCCGUCUUCAGCUCUGAGGACGAGGGAGAUAAGGUAAGUGAACAUGAAGCCUUCUACCAGCUCCUUUCUGAUGAUGAAGAUGAGGACGAGGAGGAUGAGGUAAGUGAAGGUGAGGUCAUCUUCCAGCUCCUUUCUGACGAUGAGGACGACGAUGUUUUUGAGGUAAGUGAACUUGAGGCCUUCUACCAGCUCCUUUCUGACGAUGAAGAUGAGGACGAUGAGGAUGAGGUAAGUGAAGGUGAGGUCAUCUUCCAGCUCCUUUCUGACGAUGAGGACGAUGACGUGUUUGAGGUAAGUGAACUUGAGGCCUUCUACCAGCUCCUUUCUGACGAUGAAGAUGAGGAUGAGGAUGAGGUAAGUGAAGGUGAGGUCAUCUUCCAGCUCCUUUCUGACGAUGAGGACGAUGACGUGUUUGAGGUAAGUGAACUUGAGGCCUUCUACCAGCUCCUUUCUGACGAUGAAGAUGAGGAUGAGGAUGAGGUAAGUGAAGGUGAGGUCAUCUUCCAGCUCCUUUCUGACGAUGAGGACGACGACGUGUUUGAGGUAAGUGAACAUGAAGCCUUCUACCAGCUCCUUUCUGAUGAUGAAGAUGAGGACGAGGAGGAUGAGGUAAGUGAAGGUGAGGUCAUCUUCCAGCUCCUUUCUGACGAUGAGGACGACGAUGUUUUUGAGGUAAGUGAACUUGAGGCCUUCUACCAGCUCCUUUCUGACGAUGAAGAUGAGGACGAUGAGGAUGAGGUAAGUGAAGGUGAGGUCAUCUUCCAGCUCCUUUCUGACGAUGAGGACGAUGACGUGUUUGAGGUAAGUGAACUUGAGGCCUUCUACCAGCUCCUUUCUGACGAUGAAGAUGAGGACGAUGAGGAUGAGGUAAGUGAAGGUGAGGUCAUCUUCCAGCUCCUUUCUGACGAUGAGGACGACGACGUGUUUGAGGUAAGUGAACUUGAGGCCUUCUACCAGCUCCUUUCUGACGAUGAAGAUGAGGACGAUGAGGAUGAGGUAAGUGAAGGUGAGGUCAUCUUCCAGCUCCUUUCUGACGAUGAGGACGAUGACGUGUUUGAGGUAAGUGAACUUGAGGCCUUCUACCAGCUCCUUUCUGACGAUGAAGAUGAGGAUGAGGAUGAGGUAAGUGAAGGUGAGGUCAUCUUCCAGCUCCUUUCUGACGAUGAGGACGACGACGUGUUUGAGGUAAGUGAACUUGAGGCCUUCUACCAGCUCCUUUCUGACGAUGAAGAUGAGGACGAUGAGGAUGAGGUAAGUGAAGGUGAGGUCAUCUUCCAGCUCCUUUCUGACGAUGAGGACGAUGACGUGUUUGAGGUAAGUGAACUUGAGGCCUUCUACCAGCUCCUUUCUGACGAUGAAGAUGAGGACGAUGAGGAUGAGGUAAGUGAAGGUGAGGUCAUCUUCCAGCUCCUUUCUGACGAUGAGGACGACGACGUGUUUGAGGUAAGUGAACUUGAGGCCUUCUACCAGCUCCUUUCUGACGAUGAAGAUGAGGACGAUGAGGAUGAGGUAAGUGAAGGUGAGGUCAUCUUCCAGCUCCUUUCUGACGAUGAGGACGACGACGUGUUUGAGGUAAGUGAACUUGAGGCCUUCUACCAGCUCCUUUCUGACGAUGAAGAUGAGGACGAUGAGGACGAGGUAAGUGAAGGUGAGGUCAUCUUCCAGCUCCUUUCUGACGAUGAGGACGAUGACGUGUUUGAGGUAAGUGAACUUGAGGCCUUCUACCAGCUCCUUUCUGACGAUGAAGAUGAGGACGAUGACGAUGACGUGUUUGAGGUAAGUGAACUUGAGGCCUUCUACCAGCUUCUUUCUGACGAUGAAGAUGAGGAUGAGGACGAGGAACUUGAGGCCUUCUGCCAGCUCCUUUCUGACGAUGAAGACGAGGACGAUGAGGUCACCUCGCUCUUCUCUGAUGAGGAAGAUGAGGUAAGUGAGGGUGAAAUCAGUCUUUCACUCCUCUCUCAUGAUGAAGAUGAGGUAAGUGAGGGUAAGAACUCUUUCCCACUCCUCGAGGUAAGUCUGCUUCUCUCGGACGAUGACUUGGACCAGAGUCUUCACCUGUCAGACUCCGACUACGACAGCCUGUCUGACUCGGAAGAGGACUCUGGAAGAUGUCUGGCCUCCCUCUAAUCUCAUCCAGCAGUUCCCACCACAACCCGCCUGUCCUCCUUUGGUUCCUGUCCCUCCUUUUGGGAUUUGGUUUAUGUUCCUCAGAGACUGAUUAUCAGGAUCCUGCAGGAUCCUGUUAGCAUGAGCAGCCUGUGGAACAGCACCAGGACCUACAACAGUGUCUGCAGCUCUCUCUUUAUUUCACAAGAGGAGAUGUGAACUAAAAGUCCUCAAUGAGUAGCAGACAAAGAAGCCAGGUGUAAGUAAGAAAAGGAUAAUAACAAAUAUGUCAAAAGAGGAUGUAACCCUUGGAGAUCCAGGUCCAUCAACUCCUUGACUCGGCUCUUCUGCAAAGAACCUGCAAGAAAGUUACCACCAUGAGACAGAGAAAGCCUUAUGAUCAUCCUUUCCUAAUAUUUAUUUUAACUUAUUUAAAAGGUCAAAUUUGGUGACAUUUGUUUCCUAAAAAGUUGAAUGUAGAUGUUUAGUUAUGAAAACACUAACAAAGCUUCUGCAAGUCUUUUUAUCUCUCCUUUAGGGAUUCUGCAGAGGAUGACACCCGCCGGAGAAACCUGAUUCAGAGAAGUGCUGCUUCGUAUUCGACACCAACAAGAAAAAGGACUCUUCUGGUGUUGUUUCGAACAUUCCUGUGACGUCUUAAAGAGUGGAUGUGGACACAUCCUCUGUAUCCUCUACUUGAAGAGCAUCGAGCGGUUUCUAUGACAACAAGCAAAGGAGUUCCUCCUGCCCUCCAGAUGAGAAGGAUGGUCGACCGCAAGACAAACUGGAGGAUGAUGGGCGACUUUUCAUCAAACAACAAGGACUCUUCUGGUGUCUUCGGCUCUCGUGUGACUCCUGAGAGAGGAAGUGGACCAGACGAGCACAGCAGCAAUCCUUCACUUCCUGGGACACGUGUUUUAUUUUAUUUUUAAGAUCUGAAAUCAAAAUGUAAAUACUGUACCUAGACAGAGAAGAUAUAACAAGAUCUAAAUCAAUUUACUAAAUAUGAAGAAAUACUAGAGUUAGUAAAAUAAAAGUUGUGUAAAUAGAAGAAAAAAAACUAAAUUAAAUCUAAAAUAAUACUAAAACUUGAUGUGAUAAAGAUUCAACAUGAAUGAAUUUAAAAGGAGUGGUAAAAGUAAAAGAAGUUAAAUGAUAAAAAGGAUUAAAGAAGUCUUUGCUUCAAAGCGGUCGCUCGCGGCUACAAGUUAAAGCAUAAAGUAAAAUAAUGAAACAAAAUAAGGAAAUAAGUCAGCAAGGAAGUCAAUUAAGAUUAUUUAAUAAACUUAUUUUUUAUUUCAGUAGACUAAUAAAAAUAGUUUUUAGUAAAGUUCAGAAACAUUUAUCUUCAUUGCAAUAUGAAAACAAAUUCAGGUUUUUAUUCUCCCAGUGAAAUCUUUACAUUAGUACAGAAACAUGUGAUAGAUUUACUAAAUAAUAAUAAUAAUAAUUAAUACCUUAAUAAUUUUAUAAAUUAGGAGAAUUAGAAUUAUGAUGAAAAUAAUGAUAGUAACAGGACUAGAUAAUAAUAAAUGUUUUUGUUGAAAUAAUAAUAGGUGAUAAUUUGAAAAUACAUAUUUAUAUCUGUUUUAUUAAUGACUGGUUUCAUGAUUUAAGAAAACAUCAGACAUGAUUAUUUGGAUUGAGCUUCCUCUCAGAUUGUGUUUUUAGUUUAUUAUAGAAUAUUUAAAUGUUUGUGCUCUUGUAUAUUUCUGUAACGUAGACAGGAGAUAAUGUCAGCAAAACAUCUAAACCAAAUAAAUAUGUUUAAUUCACUAAAAAA